Melampsora larici-populina 98AG31 is the source of this 2028-nucleotide messenger RNA. RefSeq lists its product as uncharacterized. Bases 1 to 2028 code for a protein of 675 amino acids. Lineage: Eukaryota; Fungi; Basidiomycota; Pucciniomycetes; Pucciniales; Melampsoraceae. The record is from RefSeq and is a predicted model, not a curated record. The transcript has a single exon.
AUGAUACCAAAUCAACAUCUUAUUGCAGCACUAUUGAUGGCUUUAUUCAGCCAUAUAACUUGUGUAUCAACUGAUAAUUGCAGGGAAUUGCGGACUCCUCUUUCCAUUGAGGAGGUCAACUCAUCCAACAACAUCUAUAUUGGUCCUCGUUGUCCUAUUACGGCUCACCAACAGGAAAUAGCAUCUGGAGAUCCUCACUGGCCUGCAACACUGAGUCUUGGAAGACAAAACAAAGCAGACACACAGGAGACUUCUGAUCAUCCACUACAAACUGAAGCAUUUAAGGGGAAGAAGAGGAUAUCCUCAGGUGAAUUGAAAAAAGCUUCCAUAGUCCAUCCCACUGAAUCAUAUAAACAGUCUCAUAAGCAUCGAAAAUCAAUUGAUCAAAUUGAAGAUGUUAACCCCAAUCAAGGAAUCAGAAUGCAUUCAGAUGGAAACUGGAAUCAUUUUGCUUCAAAUUUCCCCUUGGAUUUAUUCAAUACAGGCAAACAGAAAACUCCAAAGAAACCAUGUAUCAGUGGAAUAGUCUGUAAAGAUGACAACACACCCGCCACAUCUGGGAUAGAAGGAUUGAAAAUAUUGAGUGCUUCAUCAUCAAGUGAUACAACAAAUGUGCAGCAAAAAGAUGGAAAGAAAGGUAGUAGAUACCAGAAAUAUACCUUCAUUAACAAUGGCAAGACAGCACUUCUUCCCAACAAAAAAGUCCAGAAGAUAGGAGAGAGGUGGCAUGUAAUUCCAGAUAUUCAACAUAUUGUGACUCACUUGAAGAUUCAGGGGUUUCAAAUAGCCAUCAAUGCAGGUCUGCAUUUCAAAGGAGAAGUUAUGCAUCCUUGGUUUCAUGAACUCCAAAAAACCAUGCAAAAUAGACUGUCAUAUGUACCUGAAUUCCCCAAGGAAUCAAUUGAUAUAUCUUUGACUAUUUACAGAGCAUACAGAUAUCUAACUAUGCAGUUUUUAGCAAGUCUCCAUAUGAUUCAUGCAAGCAGGCCAGAUGACCUUGUUCAAUUAACUCAUGAUGGAUGGAAUUUCAUUUUAAAAUUCCUGGGAAGUUGGACACAAGUAGGCUGGAAAGAACUACAGAUUGAAGAAAUUGACACAUCAAGAUGUUGGGAGAUAUAUACACCUUCACAAAUUUUGAUUUAUUUAAUGAAGAUGGCCCCUAAAUCAAGAGUAUCAAUGUGUAUUGUUUGGAGUGUUUUCAAUAGCUGGUACCAAGUUUCUGAAUAUGGAAAUAAAAUGAAAGUUCAAAAUCUUCAAGAUUUUAUUACAAAGAUUCACUAUCAACUAGCAAAAUCAGACGUAUUCACAAAGUGGGAGGUAGAGCCUUCAGAUAUCUCUACCAUCUUGCAGUUAGGAAGCUCAAUUUCACAAAAAAGAGCAGAAAUAAUCAACAGAAAUAGGCCUUCAAAGCAAGAAUUAUGCAGGGAAAAUACUGUUAUGAAAAGCAAUCACUGUAAAAGAGUGGUUUCACUGAGUAAAGAAGUAGGAAAAAACAUUUUAAGUGCUCAGUCAAAGGAAGGGCUUUCACUUGAAUUUGUUACAGCUCAUUUUGAGCAGAUGAAACAGAAAAUUUCCCAGCAGCCUCAACAUUGGCAAGGGGAUUUUGAUUCAUUGAUGAAAAGGGUACUGGUUGAUAUUUUCCCUGGUUUCUUGGGCAUGAUUCAGAUUCUUUGUCCCAUUGAAACUGAAUAUAGCAAGAAAAAUCCUGCAGUGAUCAAUGGCUUCCAGUAUUUGAUGGAACUCCUUGAAGACUGGGGAGAAGAUGCAUUAGAAAGGGCAAGUCAGAUAAAAUUUAAAUGUGCCAAAACUCUUGAUCUGUAUGAUGAUGUAUCUGGUGUCCUAUUGGCCUACUUGAUGAAGCUAUGCUCUGGAAGAGGAAAGGAAGUUGCCUCAAAUAUAUUCUGGUUACUUUGGAAGGGGUGGGAUAGAUGGGAUGGCUCCAAGUCUGUUCCAAAGUUGAAAUUACAGAAACAACAGGACCUGAUUGGAAGUAUAGAGAAUUCACUCCAAUUGACAACACAAGGUUGA